Messenger RNA from Striga hermonthica, 1434 nucleotides. Lineage: Eukaryota; Viridiplantae; Streptophyta; Magnoliopsida; Lamiales; Orobanchaceae. The record is from the annotation of a GenBank genome assembly.
AUGGUGUAUUACAUAUCCUGGUCGGAUGGGUCGGAUUGCAGCCAUCGACGGGAAUGGGUCGUAGAAUGUUACAUUCCAGAAUAUGACAUCACCUGUGUUUCGGCCCAGGGCAAAGGGACGUCGAGCCACUUGGGAGGGAUGAGGCUGAUAGGUGAAUGCCUGGUGUAUCACCUUUUGGUGAGUAGGAACGUUAGCGCCGUACCCAUGGCUUCAGAUAUGGAAACAAUUGAAAAGAGAUUGAAAUCUUUUACCGGUCAGCUCCAGACAGAGUUUGGAAUACUCGAGAGGCUUGUGUAUAAACACAAGAACCAACACCGCAGAUGCUCUUACUUUCAGUAUGUUCUCAAGGUGAAAAGGGAUUUGAAGCUUCUGAUAUCAGCAAAUGUGGAGGACAUAUUUAAUUCUUCUUUUCUCGUGAUCAAUGGGAACCGGCCAAAGCAAAAGGUUCAACUUUUGGAAAGUUUGAAGAAGAGAAAAUGUGGAGCUGGAAAAUUCAAUUUUUUGGAGAAGCUUUUAGGAAUCACCCGCCUCUUGUCACAGAUAGUUGAGCCAUUGCUCAAGGCGGCUAUGGAGCUGUCAACACUUCUUGCGCGUUCGUUUUUCAUGAAGUUUUCACUGACGACAUUGGCCGUGCUUGCACGCAUCCGAGUACUGGUUCAACAAAUGCUUCUUGAUGCCGUUCUUCUUUACAACACCGUUUCUUCCAUAUCACAAAGCGAACAGUCUGUGAAGCUAAAUCAAGAAGGAUUUGAGGUUUUCCGGGAAUAUUAUCCAAGAAAUGAGGAAGCUUCAGUAAUGCUAGAAUGUGUUUGGCAGACAGAUAAGUAUCUGUUAGUCGAGCAGAAGCAUAAAUGUGACUCCAAUGCGCAAAAGAAGGAUCUACUGGAAGAUGUUCCGCUGGGCACAUCAGAAAUACAAUAUGAAAACGUGGAGGCUUUACUCGGAGUUGAUGUAUCUGGUGUUGCAGCAGCUUUGGAGCCUAGUCUAGCCACUCCAGUUAACAUUGAAAAAGAUGACGACAUUCCUUUGAUAACAAGUGACGAGAAACUUAUUGAAGAGAGCACCUCAGACAUAGUCGGACCUUCAGCUGAAACCUUAGCUUACUCAGAAGAUGUCUUAACCAACAAGAAUCUAUCAGCGGGAAUGAUCUUUGAGUCGAAUGAUGAAAACCCGGCUGAGGAAAAUUUGUGCAUUACUGAAGGUGGCUUGCCAACUAGUUGGAGCAAACCUCUUGUUGCCAGUCCACCGAAACUUAAAAACAGUAAGAGGGAAAGGGUUGCAUUUGUGUCUGUUAAACCACCAGCGCCAUCUUCUGCUAGAAACGAAUCUAAGUUGUUGGAUUCGAAACCCUUGGAGAAGGACGAGGUUGAGAAAAACGAUGAUCCGUUUUUCAAACUUCUUACUGGAGGAAGCAAGAAGGGUCGGAUUUUUUAG